CAUGACCCUGGAUGCACCUUUGAUUCUUGACGUGUUCGUUGAUGAUGCCUGGGCCUACUCAGCAGGAGGAAGACAGGAAGUCGAGGAAGGAACUGAGAAAACUACAGAGAGAAGCGGAAAAAUUGAAGGUUCAGGAAGUCGAAAACGACCAGAAAGACCUAGUUGUUUCUGUAUCUGGUGAUGGUGGGAUAAUGGCUACUAUCGAAUCGUAUGGUGUUCUUCCACUUCACCAAUCUCAGUUCACAGAAGGCCCUAAGUACAUUGAAUUGAGAGAUUUGUCAGAUGAGUCUUACGUUGGUAAACAUGUGUGGGUUCGUGGUCGUCUCCACAGGAGUCGAAUGAAAGGCAAACUGUGCUUCUUCAUCCUACGACUUCAAGAUUAUAAGGUACAAAACGUAUUGUCUGUUGGAGAGCGUACUCCGAAAGAAAUGUUGGCUUUCGUCUCAAGCAUUUCUAAAGAAUCAGUUAUUGAUGUUUUCGGACAAGUUCUAAAAAGUCCAGUUCUCAUUGAAGGUUGCAAUCCAGGCACAAUUGAAAUCCAUUGUGAAAAGGUUUUUGUUGUGAGUUCUGCGCUCGCGACUCUACCUUUGCAAAUUGAAGAUGCGAUGAGAGCAGAUGAUGAUGAGACGACAUUGAGUCGAGUCAAUCAGGAUACUCGUUUGGAUAACAGAUGCAUUGAUCUCCGUACCCCAGUAAACCAGGCUAUUUAUCGAGUUGAAGCUGGUGUAGUACGUUUCUUUAUGGAAUACCUUACGAAAGCUGGGUUUGUGAAUAUACAUACUCCCAAAAUGAUUUCAGCGGCUUCUGAAGGCGGUGCUAACGUAUUCAAAGUAUCCUAUUUCUCUGGGAGUGCAUAUCUUGCUCAGUCACCUCAGCUGUAUAAGCAAAUGGCCAUAGCUGCUGACUUUGAAAGGGUAUUCACAGUCGGUGCGGUAUUUCGUGCGGAAGAUUCCAACACUCAUCGACAUCUGACAGAAUUCGUUGGUUUGGACCUGGAAAUGGCUUUCAAAAAUCACUACCAUGAAGUAGUCGAUUUAAUUGCAGAUAUGUUCGUCAAUAUGUUCAGAGGACUGCAACGCGAAUACCAAACUGAAAUUCAAACAAUAUGUCAGCAAUAUCAUUCUGAGCCUUUCGAAUUCUUAGAACCCACGUUGCGCUUACAGUAUCAAGAAGGUAUUCGUAUGUUACAAGAUGCCGGUUGGGAGAUUGGUGAUUUAGAUGAUUUGAGCACACCUGCUGAAAAGUUUCUCGGAAAACUGGUUAAAGAGAAGUAUCAUACGGAUUUUUAUAUUCUCGAUAAGUUCCCGCUCGAUAUUCGCGCCUUCUAUACUAUGCCACAUCCUACCGAUAAGGUAUGUUAAUAAUGUUUAAGUUGUGUAAUUGCAAUAGAAGUUUCGUUCAACAUUUUUAAUUGCCAUUACUCAUCAGUUUCAGUCUAUCCUCGUGCUGACUCAAAGCGUUUCCUGUUGAGGUGCUAUUGUUGGGGGGAUUCGCACUAAUAGCAAAGCUAAUUACAUGUACCUAAAUUUGGCGUUUUCUUGUCCAUACGAAUAGCCAUCGUUUGGAAUCUCUUUCAUGCUGGGCGUCGAAAUCAGCAUUCAUGUAUGCCAAAUGAAAAUAUUAUUCAAACUUGUAAUACGAUUGUUAUAGAUUUUUCUCGCGGCUUUUAAGCUCUGUUUUAUAUAGUCUUCUUGUAUUUAUUAUUCACUUGUUACGAAGCCCUUUUUUCCUGAUGCUUUUGUUCUUCAGCUAAAUGCAUAUGAUGAAUUCUGUUAACUUUAAAAACUGGCAAUUACUUUGUCUUUCUGUUAUUCAGUUACUUAGACUUGAUUUUCGGAUAUAUUGUGUUAAAUACGUAGACCACUCAGUUCGGUCUGCACACGUCGGUAGAGUCUUUAUGGAUCUUUAUGCAGUAUAUGAAACGUGGUUUUUGUUGAUGGUAAUUUGCAUCUAGUAUUUGCUUUCAUGGAAUAGGCAUGGUUUACAGUAUGGUAUCAUGUGUACAUAUUUAUAGAAGUAAUCAUGCUUUCUGCUGACUUACCCCAUCUGCAUAAGUGGUUUUCAAGCGUUCACAGUGGUUUUGAUAUUUUUUUAAAAACUGGUGGUCAUCUAUGAUAAAAUGUUGCACUUUUUUCUUCAUAUCAAAUAGAAUUAUUCUAAUUCGUAUGACUUUUUCAUGCGCGGAGAAGAAAUAAUGUCUGGUGCACAACGUAUCCAUGAUGCAACUCUUCUAACUGAACGCGCUAAACACCAUGGAGUUGGUAAGAUAAUAUCAUUUUAUUGUUGAGUAUAUUUCAAAUUGAAUUUUUAAUGCAUGUAAUAUUAAUUCCAUACGCAUCACUGUACCUAUUACUCGUCACCAUCAGCAUAAGAUCAUUAAAAGUUAUAUUGAAAGCCACAAACAUUGCCUAUUCGAGAGAAGACAAUGGGGAAAAAUUGAUAUUUGGUAUCAUGAUUUAGAUGGGGAUAAGCAGUGAAUGCACGUGCCACACGACGAUCGAAUUUCAACCACGUCGCAUAAGGUGUAAAAUAUGGGGUCAUCUGCUUGAUUCUGUGGCAAACCCAGACUGGAAAGGUCAUAUUUCCAUACAUAACAGACUGAUGGUAUUAAACUGUAUAGAUUGUUUUUUGCCUUUCUUAUAUUCACUCGGACGUUUUCCAAUCUAAUCCUACUUCAGCCAACAUAGUAUAUUGAGAUGGAUGGUAAUUCAUCAUGUGUAGCACCACCUAGUCACCUGAAUCAAAAACUGUUCCUGAAGUCAUCAAUUGCCUUACCUCUUAUGUGAAACUUCAAUGUCUACAUUGUUCACGUAGUGGUUCUAUAACAUUGAUUGUACUACAUAGCUCAGUGUGGUCAAAUAUCUUUGGUCUUUUAUGUUCAUUACCUUCAGUGGCUGUUUCAUGACCAUAUAUUAUCAAUAUUUCAAUCCAUCAGAGUACUGGUACUCAUAUGUUAGGCUGUUAGCUACAAAUACUGUGUGUUAACGCGCUUGAUACUACUCAUUUGACCAAGUUAAAGUAAAUGGAGAUGGGUUUGAACCUGGGACCAUACAUCAUUAUACAUUUAGAAAAUACAGACUUGCCAUUUUGGACAUUAUGUUCAGAGAAUUCAGGAUUUUAUCAAUAUCUUUGUUUAAUAGGAUUAUGUCAUCCAGAUAAUUUAAGUCAGUUAGGGUAUUUGCUAGCUGUAACUCAAUCUUUGAGAAGUCGAAUUUCUAUUUUGUAUAAAAAUAUGCAUCAUUAUGCCACGGGAUUACAGUAUACCCGGUUCACAAUCAUGGUAACAUACUGUGUUAGUAUCCCCUUUCUCCCUUGUACUUUCAUAUAAAUUUUCCGAUUUUUCCUUAUAGGUUUAGCCAUUCUAAUUCCUCCCCGCUUUCCAAGUUCUAUAUUGAUACCUUAUCCACUGUGAAACCGAACCAGCUUUUAAUCACACUCGGUUCAUGGUAUGAUUUCUUGAUAUCAGGGUUGUGUGUUCUGUGUUCCAUGCUGUACUCAAAACCACUCCCAUAUGAGCAUUGUUGUUUGGUUAUCAUAGUUUGUUUAACAGAAAAAUUAAUGCAGCCUUAUGGUUACAUACUUUUUUGUUUUUAACAAGAACUACGCACAUAUGUUUGUUGAUGCUCACCUAUUUCAUUAGUACUUAAAGUUCCUCAUACAGCUGUUAAUAUGAAGCAAACCACUGCUGGUCUUUAUUUUAUACAGUGUGUAUUUUGUGACAUGUAUGGAUUUCUUUUGAAAUAUCGUUUACUUCUGUUUGACAUUUUCAACAGUCUCAUUGUAUUCGAUUUUUACUUACCUUAUUAUUAUUAUCUUUUCCCUUGGGUUCCUAGUGGAACAUAGGGCUUCAGUAGCACUUCUCUAUUCCACUCUGUUCUCUGCAGUCUUUUCAACCUAGCGCCACAACCGCCCACAAGCUUUCAUUUCUUCCUCACACGAUCUCCAUAUCACCCUCACCUCGGACGCCCGACUCGUCGUUUCCCCUUUGGAUUCCACUCGAGGGUCUGGCCUGUUGCCUGAUGUCCCCAGUCAGCCUUCUCAGUGUAUGCCCAAUCCAAUCCAUCUCUACUUUCUGCUUCUGCAUAUUUGUUGGGUGAUAGGUUGUCGGUUGGUUCGUUGCCAGCCAGCCAGUCAGCCAGAAUUCCUUUUUGCUUUUUCUUUCUGACCAUCUGAUCUUCAGUAUCGAGCCAACGUAGGUGUCAGCUGUUGAUGAAUGUCUGUAGUUUGUUGGAAAUGCUUUUUGUGACACUCCAAGUUUUUGAACGAUAUAGCAGCACUGACUUGACAUUAGUGCUGAAAAUCCGAAUGUUGUUCUUUGUGCUGAGUGAAGUACAGUAGGUCUCUAUACAUACUGAUUUCAGAUUAGUGAAAGCCUGUCUUGCUGUCUUUCCGAUCCUGGUUUUGAUAUCCUCGUCCGUACCGCCGCCUGUAGUUAGAACGAUGACAUUAGUGCUGAAAAUCCGAAUGUUGUUCUUUGUGCUGAGUGAAGUACAGUAGGUCUCUAUACAUACUGAUUUCAGAUUAGUGAAAGCCUGUCUUGCUGUCUUUCCGAUCCUGGUUUUGAUAUCCUCGUCCGUACCGCCGCCUGUAGUUAGAACGAUGGUAAUGAUAAUUUACUAGCUUGAAAAUCUUUAAGGGUAGUCUUUUGGAAGUAUAUUUAUGUAUAUAAUGUAGUAUUACAGCUUAUUAGUUCUGUUCGCUCAUAGAAUAUAUCCUCUUUUUUUGUUACAGAUGUAGAAAAGAUUAAAGCAUAUAUCGAUGCUUUUCGUUACGGAUGUCCACCUCAUGCUGGUGGUGGGAUUGGUCUUGAACGAGUAACUAUGCUGUUCCUUGGACUUGAUAAUAUCAGGAAAACAUCCAUGUUCCCACGUGAUCCAAAGCGAUUGACUCCUUGAUUUUUGCCGCUUUUUGUUAUUUAAUACAUUUUGGUUAUAUUUCUUAUGGUUCAUUCUUGCCAAUAUUAGUGAUCUUAAAAGAUGAAUAUAUGUGUUUUGUAUUAAGUAUAAUUAGACCGUUACUUUGCUGUGUUAACAGUAACCACGUUUGUCAUAUUUUUGGAUUUGGGUUUAUGGCUAGUUAUCUGGGUACUGAAUAAAUCAUUUUGGAGUUUUCUUC
This is a messenger RNA of Heterobilharzia americana, 5115 nucleotides long. NCBI's taxonomy places the organism in Eukaryota, Metazoa, Platyhelminthes, Trematoda, Strigeidida, Schistosomatidae. The record is from the annotation of a GenBank genome assembly.